AUGUGUGCCAAAUUGUCUAGGUCCAAUUCUUCAAAUGCUCACAUUCAAUGGAGAACUCCCUCACCAAGUAGAAAAUUAAUGAAUGGAAGAUUUAGGCAAUUUUUAAGUUUUCAACAUGAUGAUUCUUGGGUUGACUCUCCACUCUCUCCAAUGAGUUGUGAUAGUAAUAGCAGUAGUAGUAAUUCCUUAUCUUCCCCCUCAUCUUCCUCAAAGGUUCCCUUUUCACCCUCAUCAGCAUCUGACUCUGCUGCCUCAACAACCAAUAAUUCUCACCAUGCAGUCUCACCUCACUAUUCCCUUAUCAAUCGGCAGCACAAAAGUUGUACUGAUAUUCAUCUCUAUCCACCAAUGCUUACCAUUCCUCUCCACUUGGAUGAAUCCUCAAGUUACGAUCAAAUUAGUUCCUGUAGUAGUGUUCCAGAAAGCACAAACCAAACAAGUCACGACCCACAACAAUACAAGAAUCAAAAAUUGCCUCAACUCCCACCACCUCAUCUCCAACUCUCCAACAAUACCUCUCGAUCACCAACUAUAACAGUCACCACCAACACUACUAACCAAUCGAUUUCAUCUAACGACAACUCUUCAUCACUAAGCGACACCACUUCCACAACCGUCAGCAGUGCGACGACAUCAACUUGUAUUAAUAAUCAACCAUUAAAAAUGCCUCAAAGUAGCCCCUCACCAAACCUGCAGGUUUCUCCAUUGUCCUCUCCAUCGAAUUCUGUUGCUGCUGAUCAUGGCUAUCUUGGAUAUAGUGGGAAGGCCUACAUUUUAGUGGAGAAGAAAUCUGUAAAUACUAACGAAGGAAUGCAUAUGGUAAAGUGUAGUUUACGGUUGAAGGAAGGAAAGAGUUUGUUGAUUAAAAAACAAUCGGAACAUACUUUAACAUUUAAAAUUACACCAUUUACAUGUGCUAAAUAUACACCUAUAUCGAGUGGAUCUAAUCAAUCAGUGAAUUCUAGAGUGCUGGUCACAGUUGCAGAGCUUUCUUCUAGUUCAUUGGGCGAUAAAUCAAAUAAUACUGUUGUUGGAAAUAAUUCAACAAUAUCGAGUCAACCAACAUCUGCCAAACAAGCAAAACAAUCCUACUUUGUACCAGAGUUACAAUUUAUUUUCGGAUCUUUAGAGUAA
Naegleria gruberi is the source of this 1134-nucleotide messenger RNA. RefSeq lists its product as uncharacterized. Lineage: Eukaryota; Heterolobosea; Eutetramitea; Acrasida; Naegleriidae. The coding region runs from base 1 to 1134 and encodes 377 amino acids. The record is from RefSeq and is a predicted model, not a curated record. The transcript has a single exon.